AUGGUUCAGACUUCAGCUUUGGUGACGGCAUCCGUCGCUACCGCCGCCGCCGCCAUCCUCGGUUAUGCUGCCUACUUCGACUACCAACGUCGAAACCAGGCCGAGUUCCGCCGAAACUUGAGGAGGAACGAGCGCAAGCAGGCCCGCGUAGCAAAGGAGGAGGCCGAAGCUUCUACUCAGCAACAACGCCACAGCAUCCGCUCCAAGGUCGAGGAGGCAAAGGAGGAGGGUUUCCCCGCCGGUGUUGAGGAGCGGGAAGCUUUCUUCAAUGAGCAGGUUAUGGCUGGAGAGAUGCUCAGCCAAGAUCCUACCAAGACUCUUGAGUCUGCUUUGGCCUUCUACAAGGGUCUUAAGGUCUACCCUGCUCCUGGCGACCUGAUCCGAAUUUACGACAGCACUCCUAUAUUAGACAUCCUCGCUGAGAUGAUCGCAUACGACUCAUCUCUCGACAUCAGAUCCGGUCCCGCCCCCGGUGGUAUCAAUCUUUCCGACAUUCCCAAUGUUGGUCUCGACUAA
Molecule: messenger RNA, 516 nt
Organism: Fusarium coffeatum
Lineage: Eukaryota; Fungi; Ascomycota; Sordariomycetes; Hypocreales; Nectriaceae
Exons: 4
Coding region: 1-516 (171 amino acids)
Biological process (GO): protein targeting; tRNA import into mitochondrion; protein import into mitochondrial matrix
Cellular component (GO): mitochondrial outer membrane translocase complex; mitochondrial outer membrane
Molecular function (GO): transmembrane protein transporter activity
Source: RefSeq, a predicted model, not a curated record